AUGAAAACACGGCGGCAGAAUAGCGUCUCCGGUGAUCGUCUUCCCAUCACCACCCAGCGUAACAAGCGAUCUAAGACCUCAGGGAACUCCUCCUCAUCGCCGAUCCCAAUUGAUGUCCUGAUCGAGAUAUUCCGGAUCCUUCCGGUGAAGUCAAUAGCGACAUGUCGUUGCGUGUCGAAGCUCUGGUACUCCACACUCCGCCGUCCAGAUUUCACCGAGCUGUUCUUGAGCAGGUCUUGUUCCACAAGCCCUAAGCUAUUGUUCGCAUGCAUAAAGAACAGAGACGUGUUCUUCUUCACGUUACCUCAGCCUCAAAAUCCGGAUGAGAAGUCGCCUUCUGUACUAGUCGCCGAUUACCAUAUGAAGUUCUCCUUUAAUGUUCCCUAUGACAUCAGUUAUGGUCUCAAUGGUCUUUUCUGUCUUUUGAGUAAGCGAUUCUCAAAGGGGAUGGAAGAAAUAGGGCCGGUGAUAUGGAACCCUAGCACCGGAGAAUCCGUAAUCUUACCCGAAGUGAAGGCGAGGAAAGUUACGGUGAAGUGUUUGUUUGGUUAUGAUCCGAUUGAUAAACAAUUCAAGAUAUUGUGCAUGACAAAGCAAUUAUAUGGAAGUCUCGACGAUGAGGCGUGGGAGCAACAACAAGUUCUGACAUUAGUAAAACAAAAAAUGUCAUGGAGAAUGAUAGAGUGUUCCAUACCCAUUUACACUGUGCAUAAUCCGAUUUGCAUCAAUGGUGUUUUGUCUUUUAUAUCCAUUAAACGGUUUACAAAGACUUGUGUGAUAGUUUGCUUUGAUGUUAGAUUAGAGAGUUUCAGCUCUAUGGAAGCCAAGGGAGCUCUCAAUGGAGCAUUGCUUAAUGGAGGAACUCUUGUAAACUACAAUGGCAAGUUAGGUUGUGUGGUUAACUCUGAGCAGAAUGGAAUGCAUCUGAGAUUUGAUGGAACAUGUAGAAGUUUGAAGCUGUGGGUUCGUGAAGAUGUAGAGAAAGAGGAAUGGUCUGAGCGUAUAUACUUAUUGCCUGCUAUGUGGAGGAAUGUAGUUAGAAAUGCUGUGUUAAGCUUUGUUGGAGUGACUCGGACAAAUGAGAUUGUGUUCUCGUCGUACGAUCCAGCAUACUCUUUUUACCUUUACUAUCUUAAUCUCGAGAGGAACACUGUCGUAAGAGUUGAAAUCCAAGGAAUGGAUACGUCUAACUGUUGGGUAUAUUUCACUUGUUUAGACCAUGUAGAGGAUGUGAAGCUUUAUGAACGUGAAGCAGAGCAGAGGAAAGAAGAUUGCGGUUCUCUCGAAAUUCUAGCCACUUACAAAUUGCAGAUUGACUUUUGCGAAUUAAUCCUGUCUGACAUUAAGCUUAACCAUACGUACGGAUCCAAAACCUGUCCUAUCUUUGAGCUGGACUUUCCGAGUGAAUACAUCACAGCAGUGGAUGGUUGUUUCGACAAAGUGAUUGGAAGUGAAAGUGGAGUUAUAACCAUAUCCUUAAGUUCAAGACCAACAAGCGAACCUCUCCCCCUUUUGGACUUGAAUCGACCUCAAGCUUCCUCAUUGAGAAGGAAGGUUACAAAAUCGUAG
This is a messenger RNA of Microthlaspi erraticum, 1569 nucleotides long. The record is from the annotation of a GenBank genome assembly. Lineage: Eukaryota; Viridiplantae; Streptophyta; Magnoliopsida; Brassicales; Brassicaceae.